Yamadazyma tenuis ATCC 10573 is the source of this 1964-nucleotide messenger RNA. RefSeq lists its product as uncharacterized. Gene Ontology annotation, cellular component: cytoplasm. Gene Ontology annotation, biological process: fatty acid beta-oxidation using acyl-CoA dehydrogenase. The record is from RefSeq and is a predicted model, not a curated record. NCBI's taxonomy places the organism in Eukaryota, Fungi, Ascomycota, Pichiomycetes, Serinales, Debaryomycetaceae. Gene Ontology annotation, molecular function: flavin adenine dinucleotide binding; acyl-CoA dehydrogenase activity.
ACAAAGAAUUUUCAUUCCAAUGACAGACCUUGACAUUCCAGCAGUAUUCCUUGAUAAGAUCUCACCACGUGGCCUCGAGGCGAUCCGCAAGACCUACGACUUUGUGCAUAACUACUGUAUUCCUGCGGAUGCUCUCUACUUUGACCAAAUUUCCCAGGAUCCCGAACAAAGGUGGAAAACCACUCCUGAAGUCACUGAAAAAUUGAAACAAAAGGCCAAACAAUUAGGUUUGUGGAACAUGUUCCUCUCUAAGCACUAUACCGAUGGACCUGGCUACACAAACUUGGAGUAUGGCCUUAUGGCGCAAUUCUUGGGCCGGUCGUUCGUGGCACCCGAGGCCACCAAUACAGGUGCACCCGAUACAGGUAACAUGGAGAUUCUCGCCAAGUUCGGCUCGGCCUAUCACCGGGAGCAGUACCUCCUUCCAUUGCUCCGCGGUGAGAUCCGCUCGGCGUUCUUGAUGACAGAAAAAGGCACUUCUUCAUCCAAUGCCUUGAACAUCUCAUGCUCGGCCCAGAAGAAUUCACACGGCAACUACGUUCUCAAUGGAGUCAAGUGGUUUGCCUCUGGUGCAGGUGAUCCUCGGUGUCGCGUGUGGUUGGUGAUGUGCAAAACCGAGUCUCUGGACAACAUCUACCGUAAUCACAGUGUGUUGGUGUUGGAUGCGAAAAAGGCUUUAGCUUCAGGAAAAGCCAAAUUGAUCCGACCACUCAGCGUGUUUGGCUAUGACGAUGCUCCUCAUGGACACUGUGAGGUGGAGUUCAACGACUUUGAGGUGCCAGCCGAGGAUAUGGAUAAUUCUAUCCUUGGUAAGGUGGGUAUGGGAUUUGAGAUCAUCCAGUCUCGUUUAGGCCCUGGGCGUAUUCACCACUGUAUGCGUCUUAUUGGUGCCGGAGAAUAUGCCUUAAUGAGGGCGGUGCUGAGGGCUGCCGGCAGAGACAUUUUCGGCAAGCCCAUGGUGAAGAGAGAAUCAUUUCUCAAUGCUUAUGGAGAGCAUAAGCUUUCACUUCAGAAAUGCCGUCUUUUGGUGCUUAAUGCAGCUCAUCAAAUCGAUAUUUCGAAUGCUAAGACUGCCAAAAGAGAUAUAGCCAUGGCCAAAAUCGAGACUCCCAGAGCAGUAUUGAAGAUUCUUGACUGGUGUAUUCAGGUUUAUGGGGCUGAAGGAGUGUCUCAAGACACAGAGCUUGCAAAGAUGUAUGCUCACGCUCGGACUUUGAGAAUCGCAGAUGGACCAGAUGAAGCACACCUUGGACAGCUUGCACGGGACGAGUCAAAGAAGUUUGCGGAGGUGGUGAAGUACUUUGAGGGACACAAGGCACGUCAAGACCAAGUCCUGAAGUUGUGAAACCAUCGACCCCCAUCGUCUUGCAGUAUAUAAUAAUACAUUUCCGACAUCUAUUAGUUGUUUCUGCGCUCCUUUAAUUUUCGUUGUCGUAUACUUUAUAUACAUACACUAAUACAAGUCAGACUUCGUGAAAUCGUUAAUCAACCCUCUCAGCAACAACAGCUUAGUUUUCUGCUUUUCCGCUUGAACUCUUUCCCUUUGAAUGGCCUUCAACUCGGCUUCAGCAGCCUCGAAUGGAAUAUUUUGUAACACCUCUAAAUGUUCAUCCUCAUGGUCGAUAUCCACUGCUCCCAUCAUCACUACAUUUUCUCCUCUGACCAUAAAUACUCCUCUAUAAGUUUCACCAAACCGGGCUGGCUUUUCCAAGCUCUUGCUUCCCUCUGCAUCCAAGUAUAUCCUUUCCGUGGUAUCCUGUAAUACCAAGUUGGCAAAUUGGUCAAACGUUCUCAAGACACCAAACAAGUUUCUUCCGUCUCUUAACAACAAAAAUAUCUUUCUGUCGACCGACCCGACAAGAGCUGCGGCUGUGGUGAAGGCAUACGCCUCUAAGUAUAAGUCUUCGGCAUUGGACGAUCCAUCGGAAAUCGAACGUGAAUUUGGAGCCGACAUUGGUGAGUUU